Molecule: messenger RNA, 1371 nt
Organism: Nicotiana attenuata
Lineage: Eukaryota; Viridiplantae; Streptophyta; Magnoliopsida; Solanales; Solanaceae
Exons: 4
Coding region: 1-1371 (456 amino acids)
Biological process (GO): DNA integration
Molecular function (GO): nucleic acid binding
Source: RefSeq, a predicted model, not a curated record
AUGCAAAUUCUGAACAGCAAUACAGUCAGCCCUACCUCAACAAACAUCAACAACUCUACACCUACAUCACAGGCUCAUGCAGCAGGUACAAGUGUUGCCUUACUAGCUUCCAAUAGUCCACACGAAUGGAUCAUUGACACAGGGGCAACUAAUCACAUGGUGUCUAAUCUCAAUUUAUUAGAUAAGACAACUGUAACUGCUCCUCCUAGUCCUAGAAAGGUUCUCUUGCCAAAUGGAGAUGUCACACAAGUAACUCAUGUUGGAGAUAGUCAUAUAUCACACAACAACACACUAAAAGAAGUACUUUAUGUGCCAAAGUUCAAGGUGAAGGAGAUUGGUAGAGAAAGAGAUGGACUGUACUUUCUUCAACAACAUGGCAAUAAGAGAUUGACUGCUGUGUCCUUGGCAGCUGUUAACACACAAGCUGACUCCUCAUUCCUAGCUUUUGUUCACACUCAGUUCAAUAAAACAGUCAAAGUGGUGAGAUCUGACAAUGGUUCUGAGUUUCUAAAUUCAGUAUGUAAGACAGUCUUCAAUAAGCUUGGUAUUCUUCAUCAAACCACCUGUGCAUACACUCCACAGCAGAAUGGAGUGGCUGAGAGGAAGCACAGACUACCAUCUUCAGUGUUGAAAGGAUGUUCACCUUAUGAGCUGCUGUACAAGAGAAGGCCUCAGCUAGGUCACCUCAGAACUCUAGGCUGUUUGUGCUUUGCUAAGCAAGUGCAGGAGACAGACAAGCUUAUGCCUAGGGCCAAACCUGCUGUUCUCAUGGGGUUUUCAGACACUCAAAAAGGAUAUAUUCUUUUGGAUAUCUCUACACAUCAAUUCUUUGUCAAUAGGGAUGUCGUCUUUCAGGAGGAUGUAUUUCCCUUCAAAGACUCUUCAAAUGUGUCUCCUCCUGUCUUCUCUUCCAUUCCCUCACCUCCUAGUUGUGAAGAGGUGUCCAGAUAUGCUUCUCCUUCCACUUCUUCUCCUCACAUAAAUCCUUUUAAUUCUUCUCCUCACAUACUUCCUUCUCCUUCUGAUAGUUCUAAACCUUUGUCCAUUGCCCCUGAGCCUUGUCCCCCUCUGAGGAGGUCUCUCAGACCAAAGCAUCCCCCAUUGUGGCUUAAGGACUUUGUCACUCCGCCCUCUGCCACCACUACACCAUAUUCCUUAGCCAACUAUGUGUCUUAUGACUCUCUAUCUCCUUCUUAUCAGUCCUUUAUUGCAGCCUUCUCCUCCAUUGUGGAACCAUCUUCCUAUGCUGAGGCUAUUCAAGACUCUAGGUGGGUGGAGGCUAUGAAAUCAGAAAUUGCUGCUUUGGGAGCUAAUCACACUUGGGAUGUUGUUUCACUUCCUCCAGGCAAGGUGCCUAUUGGUUGCAAAUGA